AUGACGAAAUCUCAGUCAAAAGAAGACCUUAUUGGCUCCAAAGAGCAGCUGCGUGGAGAUCGUAAAUCAUUCGUCUUACCGCCCGAUUAUGUGUUAUCACCCACCGAAAAAAAGUUUCUGUUGCUCGCCGAGCGAGGAGACUGCGCAUCUGUUCAGAGGAUUUUGGAGGAACACAGAGGUCAGCCGGAUAUACUUAACAUCGACUGCACGGACCCGUUAAACAGAUCGGCAUUGAUAACAGCCAUCGAAAAUGAAAACAUGGAUUUGAUACAGUUGUUGCUCAAAUCCGGGAUCAAGGUUAAAGAUGCUUUGUUGCACGCUAUCAAGGAAGAGUACGUGGAAGCGGUGGAACUUUUACUGGAAUGGGAGGAAAAGAUACACGUCGUUGGAGAUCCUUACUCUUGGGAAGCAGUGGAAUCGUCAGCUUCGACGUUUACGCCUGACAUAACGCCACUGACACUUGCAGCUCACAUGAACAACUAUGAAAUAUUAAAGAUCCUUUUGGACAGAGGUGCUACAUUGCCCAUGCCCCACGACGUCAGGUGUGGUUGUGACGAGUGUAUCACGUCAAACACACAUGAUUCACUUCGGCACUCUCAUUCAAGAAUAAACGCGUACAAAGCACUUACGUCCCCAUCCCUAAUAGCUCUAUCAUCAAGAGAUCCUCUGCUGACCGCUUUCGAAUUAAGUUGGGAGCUUCGCCGACUUAGCACCAUGGAAUCUGAAUUCAGAAAUGAAUAUAAUGAAAUGAGGAAUACUGUUCAGACAUUUGCUACAUCACUGUUGGAUCACGUGAGGACGUCGUACGAACUGGAGAUUAUGUUGAAUCAUAAUCCCAAAGGUGAUCCGUGGGAACCGGGAGAGAGACUGACCCUGGAACGUUUAAAAUUGGCUAUCAAAUACAAACAGAAAGCGUUUGUAGCUCAUCCAAACGUUCAACAAUUGUUAGCCGCCAUCUGGUACGACGGUUUACCUGGUUUUCGUAGGAAAAGUAUGGUCGGACAAAUGAUUGAAGUUGGGAAACUUGGUGCAAUGUUCGCGAUGUAUGGUUCGAUGUACAUGCUAAAUCCAGAUUCAAAAAUGGGCCAGCUGAUGAAAAAACCGUUUAUAAAAUUCGUCUGCCAUUCGUCUUCUUACGCAUUUUUUUUGACGUUACUAGCAUUAGCAUCUCAAAGAGCCGAGUUUUUAGCGCUGGAAUGGAUUGACACCGAUUGGACGAGAUCGAUACUAGAGGAAAUGACUAGAAAAGAAAGAGGAUCUAUACCCGGGCCUAUAGAAUGUGGUAUCAUAUUGUACAUCAUAAGUUUAAUAUGGCGAGAAGCGCACUCGCUGUACUCGGACGGUCUGGUGGACUAUGCAGCUGACUUAUGGAACAUAGUAGACUUCAUAACCAACGUAUUCUAUAUGGUGUGGAUAAGUUUGCGGUUUUCGUCCUGGUACAUUGUUCAGGUAAGUUUAAGUCAGUUAAUUUAA
Macrosiphum euphorbiae (potato aphid) is the source of this 1473-nucleotide messenger RNA. Lineage: Eukaryota; Metazoa; Arthropoda; Insecta; Hemiptera; Aphididae. The record is from the annotation of a GenBank genome assembly.